Molecule: messenger RNA, 2523 nt
Organism: Lutzomyia longipalpis
Lineage: Eukaryota; Metazoa; Arthropoda; Insecta; Diptera; Psychodidae
Gene: prd
Product: segmentation protein paired
Exons: 5
Coding region: 429-2015 (528 amino acids)
Biological process (GO): regulation of transcription by RNA polymerase II; anatomical structure development
Molecular function (GO): RNA polymerase II cis-regulatory region sequence-specific DNA binding; DNA-binding transcription factor activity, RNA polymerase II-specific
Source: RefSeq, a predicted model, not a curated record
CUGGUGCACCAAGUUUUGUUGUGUGAGGAUCAGUUACCAAAGUGCCUUUAUCCGGGACAGUCGCUAACACAGUUUGCUCUCUGUGGUACCCAUCUGCAGUUGCUCAAAGUGAUUUGCCGCGCUUCAUUUUGCAAAGUGCUCGUGGUCACAAUAAGCAGAAGAUUUAAUUGAAAAUCAGCGACGGUUCGGCUCUUGGAUACGUUUUUCAUCUUCGUUGGAGUUACAAAGACUUUUCUUGCUGCAACAAGUGAAUUUGCUUCAAGUUUUAAUUUAAAAGAUUUUUCUUUUAUUGCGAAAUCAACAAAAAGGAUUUAAGUGAAAAAUUUAAGGACUUAAGAAAAUAAGGAGAUAAAAAAAACAUUAAAGUGCUCCUUUAAGUGUAAUCUGGAAUUAGAAGCAGUUGGAAUACCUUUGAUGUGUCUUUAAAUAUGACUGUGACCAACAACUUUGGGACAAUGCAUCGGCCGUGUUUCAAUGGAUAUCCAUUUCAAGGUGAUAUGUCGACAGGUCAGGGACGUGUGAACCAACUUGGUGGCGUCUUCAUAAAUGGCCGACCCCUGCCAAAUCAUAUUCGACUGAAAAUUGUCGAGAUGGCUGCCGCCGGGGUGCGUCCUUGCGUCAUCUCGCGUCAACUCCGCGUCAGUCAUGGAUGUGUCUCCAAGAUUCUCAAUCGCUACCAGGAAACUGGAUCCAUUAGGCCCGGUGUGAUUGGUGGAUCGAAGCCGCGUGUGACAACACCGGAAGUGGAGACACGCAUUGAGGAGUACAAGCGUGAGAAUCCUGGCAUUUUUUCGUGGGAAAUUCGCGAUCGUCUCGUGAAGGAGGGUAUCUGUGAUCGUCCAUCGGCUCCAUCAAUUUCCGCCAUUUCACGCCUUCUCCGUGGCCGUGAUGGUGAGGAUGACAAACGCAUGGGGAUGAGUGGGCACGAUGGUUCACUAAAACCAUCCGAUGGGGAACUCUCUGAUUGCGACAGUGAACCCGGAAUACCACUGAAGAGGAAGCAGAGACGCUCCCGAACUACCUUCACGGCUAUACAGCUGGAUGAGCUUGAGAGAGCAUUUGAGCGUACCCAAUAUCCCGAUAUAUAUACGCGUGAGGAGCUUGCACAACGUACAAAGCUCACAGAAGCUCGAAUCCAGGUGUGGUUCAGCAAUCGCCGUGCGAGACUUCGGAAGCAAAUCUCCUCCAGCUCAUCCGGUGGUCCUCCCUAUUCAGCCAUCAAUAUGGCAGGAUCACUACCCUAUUCCACAAAUUCAGCCGUUCCCAGCUACCCCUUGAUGCCGCAACCCCUACCAGAACCGCCCAGUUUUGCCUCAACAGCUUCCCAAAUGCACGACUUCUACUCCUCGCAUUUGCAUCCUGUUCCUGGCCAUGGAACAGGCACCCCAGUCUCAUCAGCUCUGACUCAUCCAGCUCAUCUACACCAAAUCCACAAUCCAACCCCAAGCUACGCUCUUCAUUCCUCCUCCCCGCUGGCUAUCUCCUCAUCCAACACGUCCAGUAUUAACUCGGGAACAACUUACACCCCAUCGGAGUCUCACAAUGCAGCCCUCAAUGGCGCCACGGCGAGCACAACGUCCACAACUGGGGGCAACAAUAGCCCAACAGCAGCCAGUCACUUCCCCACAUCGGUGAACCUUCCACCCACGCCCAAUAGCCUGGUGACGAUGAUUGGACCCAAUUCUGGGAAUAGCAACAGCAAUGAAGCCACAACGGCGUCCGAGGUGGCCAUUGAGGGCGCCACGACGUCUCUAUCGCAAAUUAGUCAACAUUCUCUCUACUCUCCGUGGAAUCCGGCUGGACCGACGGCUACGAGGCCUCCACUAUCGCCUACAGAUCACCAUGGAGUGCCUGGAACAAGGAGUCCGCUGUACCACAACUUCAGCGGUUUGUCGUUGCACCAUCAACAGACGCCUUUUAUGCACCAACAGAACCUUACUGGGUAUUCCUCCCACACAUCUGCAUCCCAAAUUGGCAAAAACUUCGGAAUGCAGCAAUUCUACUCGUCCUGGUAGUAUUCAAGCUGCAAAUAAAUUCCCUAAUCUUCCGCACUGUGAGCUUCUUGCCCAGAAGGGAUAAAAUAUUGUGAAUAAUUUAAACAAAUCUCUUGCUUAACUAAAACAAAUUGAAGAAGACAAAAAACCAGCACUGAUUAAAAUUAAUUUCAUAUUUUUUAAAUCACAAAAAAGUCUCUAAAUGAUAAAUUUCAAGACGAUUUGUUGGGAAAAAACCUUCCCUCUGGGCCAAGAAGAAUCCCUUGUCAAAAAAUUGUAAAAUAUUUAGAUAUAAUAGUGUGUGAGUUUUGUGAGUCUUGUAUUGCAUAAGAUUGUUAAUAUUAAUGUAGACUUUUUGAGAGAGAGAGAGAGAAAGAAAAAUCACCUUUUCGAAGGAAUUCCUUGAAAUAUUAUUUUACACACCAAUAGCAAUUAAUAUAUUAUAUAUUGUAAAAUUGAAUAUUCUUCAGACAUUGUAUUUCUUUUUGCUCCUUCGUAGUCCAAAUAAAUUAUAUUUUGAAGAAAUUAA